UAUAUCAUUCCCUUCACCCACUUCUUCUCGUCUUAAUAUUGUAUAUAUCUUCGUAUCAAGCUGCGUUGUGUAGACCCCCAACCUAGCGUCUUUCAGUUCUGCUGAGCAGCAAUUCACCACCUAUGAUAAAAGAAGUCCGCACCGAUAGUCAUUCACCACCCGCCAUGUCGCUGAAUGACGACACAGCCGCACUAGGAUUUUCAUUUCGCCCGGCCGCCAAGGCUCAGCUUCCACAAGAACCUGGCCUUUCCUCGACUUCCUAACACCUACAACCAAACCUUUUCACACCCACCCGACAACCUCUUGUCAACAUCACCACAAUGGUUUUUGGGUACUCUCCCUGGACCGCCUUGUCCAAGGUCUCCAACUUCGUCUUAGGACUGCUCACUCCCUCCCCCACAACACGCAUGGCCGUCCACACUCUGCUCGGCAAGCACUUGCGCGACGACGAGGAAUACGACGGCGCUGACGCCCACGGCCGUAUCCCGCAACCGACGACAGCCCAGCGAGCGAGGCUCACGCCGAUAUCUCGCAAGGGGGCAGCGUACUCCCCUACUCAACCACCGAGGGACUCGAAGUCCUUCUCCGCCGUGGUUGCCGAAACCAUCGCUGCAUAUGAAGAGGCACUUGCUGCGAUGAGACCGUGCAAGAUCCGUCGAACAACCCCUUCGUCUGCAGUCUCCGUCAACACCGCACCCAGCUCUCACAGCACCCAGAGCGGACGCACUCGGACUGGAAGCACCUCCAGCGGAGCCGCCUCCAGCGGUAGCAACAACAACGACAACAACAACAACAACAACAACAAAGGAAGUUCGGGUGCGAAAGUUGGCCAUCCCGCCUUUGGCCUUCCAAGCCAUCUGUUCCCCAAAACAACAACACGUUCGACCUUCCAGCCCCACACAACCUCAAACAUCACAACACACUCUCACAACGCCCAGAGCUCAAGCUCAGGCAUUGUCUUCGGCGCUCCGAGCAUUCCUUGCCCGGACUUGACUGCCUCGAAUUUCUCGCAGACCAAAGACACGCAUACAUCUGGUGGUGCUUCGAGCACCAAAAACGACAGCUUUAGCUCGCAAGCUUCCAACCCAAUCUUUGGUUCCGCGAGCCUUCCUCGCUCCAGACUCCCUACUUCUCCAGUGUCGACACCAAGCGUGGCCACGAACGAUACUAUUCACUCCCCCCCUAAGCAGCGCGAACGUUGCUCGGGACGUCGUCAUAUUCUGGAAUGCAAGCACAUCGUCCGCACUGAGAAGAAUCAGUUUUGCGCGACUAAUUGCCGCGGCACAUCUCGCAACACCGCCUUUGUUUGCCUGGAAUGCUGCAUAGCGCAUGCGGCCUACUUGGAGUACUACCUGACAGAGGGUACCAGACGGGCAGAGGCCAGUGCCGAGAAGACCGAUGAUGCCACGCUGUGGAACUUCACGGUCACCAACCACAUCAGCGCAAUCUUGGAGGCGAAAUAUGCCUGCCGAGCGGAGCUGGAGAAGGUAUUUGCUCGUGGUCGACAUACUCUCCCGGCGGAAGAGACAAAGAUUCCACGUGGCGGCAUGUUCGCGCCUGGUGAUAAGACUCGCGACAUCUACGAGAAAGUCGCCCUUAUGCCUCAUGAAGCCAUUCUUGAGCUCAAGCGAUCAUUCUCUUCUUCUGCCCAGGCUCGCAAGCCGGAAGAUACACCAAAGGCGGCCAAUAUUUCGAACGCGACGACGACCACACCCUCUGGUGGCCGAUUCUUCACCGCGCAGAAUGGCUCGUCCUACUAUACCGGCCUAUCAACCCGCAAGACCCCCAAUGCCAAUCCAACUGAGGGCGCCUCUCCCACCUCAUCCUCCGCGCAUCGCUCUGCCCAGGCCCGCCCACCACCGCGAUUCCGCAACAUCAUUCCGCCACCCUUGGUGCUAGGCAAGCGCUCGUGCGUCGAGACUCCCGAGUCGCUCCAAGCACCCCUCGCGAAGCAUCACAUGAAGAAGCUAGCCUACGUCCCAGAUGAGGCGGAUAAGACGAAGCGCGGCGUGAAGCACGCGCGCGAAGAGGGAAGCUGGGAGAACCCUCUCGCACCACCAGAGCAUCCUGCCAAGCGUCGCUCCACGUCGCCGCCCGCCACCUUUAGCGGUUCUCUCGCUAGCCGGAAGCGCGGACAUGAUGAUGGCCAGCAGGAGGGUCAAGUGGAGGAUUCGCCAGCGGUGGGGGUCAAGCGUCUGCGGCAUGGACGAGUGAUUUGGUAGUGUUUUUCAUUGUUUUCACACCCUUUGGUAUGAGUCCAGGUAUGAGUCCAGGUGUGGGUCUGGGUCCGGGUCUGGGUCCGGGUCAUGUAGCUUCUCUUUCUCUCCUUUCUUUACUAGAGCCUUCCUAAAUAGAC
Mytilinidion resinicola is the source of this 2356-nucleotide messenger RNA. RefSeq lists its product as uncharacterized. The transcript has a single exon. The coding region runs from base 321 to 2222 and encodes 633 amino acids. Lineage: Eukaryota; Fungi; Ascomycota; Dothideomycetes; Mytilinidiales; Mytilinidiaceae. The record is from RefSeq and is a predicted model, not a curated record.